AUGCAGUCUCUGUUUGGAGGCGGGGAGCUGGAGCUGCUGGGGGGAGGCGGCGACGCAGGGGGCCUGAAGGAGGAUGGCUGUGGCAGCGUGGUGUGGCGCUCCUCACCCCUGCCCCCCGAAGACGUCUACUCGGCCUCCCACUUCGCCCUCAUCACGGCCUAUCAGGACAUCAAGACGAGGCUGGCCUGCCUGGAGCGGGAGAACACCAGCAUCAAGAGGAAGCUCAAGAUCUAUGAGAUCAAGUUCCCUAUGAUCAACGAGUUCGGGGAGGACACCAACUCCUACUGCUCGUUUGAGAGCAAGGAGACGGCGCUGCUGCACUCGGAGAAUGGCAACCUGCAGCAGAGGGUCAACGUCCUGACCCACGAGCUCCAGAAGAGGAAGGAGAGGGAGGAGCAGCUGGAGGAUGUGAUCCAGGCCUACGAGAAGAUCCACAUGGAGAAGAGCAACCUCCAGAGGGACCUCGACAAGAUGACGAGCCUGGUGGAGAAACACGUGGAGCGAAUCCUGAACCUGGAGUCAGUUCUGAGGCAGAGAGACAACUCGAUGCAGAAACUCAACAUGCAGCUGCACAGCAAAGACAUGCAGUACCUGCAGCUGCACGCCGGCCCAGACGCACACUUGCUGGACUGUCCCGCCCUGACCCUCCAGAGCUCCCGCAGCCUGGACGCCCUGUCCGACCUGAAGCUGCAGCGGCUGGAGGCCGAGCUGGAGGGGGCGCGGCACGAGGCCCAGGGGGCUUGUCAGCGGGAAGAGGAGCUGAAGGCGGAGUGCGAGAGGCUGAAGGAGGAGAUGAGACAGCUCCAGAACAGCCAGAGGGAGAGGGAAAUGACUUCGCCGUGCAAGCAGUGUGAUGUGGAGUGGAUAAAGAAGGUGGGAGACGAGCAGGUGAAUCUGGCUCUGGCCUACACAGAGUUGACGGAGGAGCUGGGACGCCUCCAGGCUCUGAGCUCCAAGCAGACGGAGAUUCUGAGGAAAGCAUCACAGGAGCAGGCGAGUCCAGGUUAG
This is a messenger RNA of Paralichthys olivaceus (Japanese flounder), 1008 nucleotides long. The record is from RefSeq and is a predicted model, not a curated record. NCBI's taxonomy places the organism in Eukaryota, Metazoa, Chordata, Actinopteri, Pleuronectiformes, Paralichthyidae.